Paramecium tetraurelia is the source of this 1560-nucleotide messenger RNA. RefSeq lists its product as uncharacterized. Gene Ontology annotation, molecular function: ATP binding; protein kinase activity. Gene Ontology annotation, biological process: protein phosphorylation. The record is from RefSeq and is a predicted model, not a curated record. NCBI's taxonomy places the organism in Eukaryota, Ciliophora, Oligohymenophorea, Peniculida, Parameciidae. The transcript has 2 exons.
AUGGGCAACGAACCAUCAUCUACGAAUGGCAAGACUGAUUUUCUCAUUCACGAUUCAAGGAUCCUUUCUGGCCCUACUUUAAUCAAUCAAAUGCAAUAAAAUCAAUGGAGAAUUGGAUUGCAGCAUCCGCAUCUAUUAUAGACUUUGGGAGGAUAACCUGAAGGAGAACAAUAUAGAUAUUAUUUUGAGAUUUGUCCAAUCACAUUGGCCUCAUUGCUAUCAGAGAGAUACGGAACUAAAUAAUACUUCCCAGAAGAAGAUUUAUAAGCAUUACUACUAGGGAUUGUGAGUGCUUUGAGUUUUCUCUAAGAGAAGGGGAUUUCACAUGGAGGUAUUGAUUCAUGCUUAUAAUAAGAUAUUUGCACAUAAGAAAUAUUUUUUGAUUCAAAUAGUUCUAGUUUUAAAGUUCUAGAUUCCAAUUUGAUUAAUGGAAGAGCAUAUGCAAUUCAAGAAUUUAUUAAUGGUAAAUUAAAGUAUUUGGCACCAGAAAUCAUAAUCCAUCCUACCUAACCAAUGUCAGAAUAUUAAUUACAUAAGAAUGAUAUCUGGAGUUUGGGCAUGGUUAUUUUAGAGGCAGGUACUUUAAAAUCAAAUGAUACGCUAUAUAAAAAUGGAUUGCAACCAAAACUCAUUUAAGAUAGAAUUAAUGAAAUUGGUACUAUAUAUGGAAAGCAGUUUGCAGAAAAUAUAAAAAUGAUGUUAAAUUUCAAUCCAAAUGAAAGAUUGGAUUCAGUUAAUUUAUUUAAUUUCCUUCUUGAAUAAUAACGUAUAGCAAAUGAAUCUGAAUAAUAGAUUUAAUAAUAAUAAUAAUUAUUAUUAUAAUAAUAGUAAUAGUAAUAAUAACAAUAGUUAUUAAUGAAACAAUAAUAAGUAAUGUAUUAAUAAUAAUAAUAUUAUUAUGAAUAAAAGAUCUCUCAUUAAAGUCCAGUUAAUAGAUAAUAAUAAUAAUAAUCAUAAAAGAAUUUGUAAUAAAAUCAAUAUUUUUUUUAAUAAUAAAAGUAGUUAUAAUAACAAUUCUAAUUUAAUUAAACGCAACAAUCAUCACCAUAUAGGAACUAGAUCUAAAUCUAACCACAUAUUAGCAACUAAUAGCAAAGAACAAAUUGCCAUCAAUAAUAGCCUUCCUAAGAUUUCAUGAUGAUACAACAUGAAAGAACUGUUUCAAUUGAAAAAAUGCCAAGUAGAAUAAUUAAAAAAAUCAUAUAUCCGGAUUGUAAAGUCGGUUAUUAAGACGGUUCCCAUUCAGCCUCUCGUAUGGGACAAAAUCAGUAUUGGCAAUCAAAACACACUCCAUAAAAAACUCAGAAACAAUCAAGCCCACUGCCGAGGUAACAAAGCUCCCCCUAUUAAUCGUAAUUUAUGUAUCAGAAAUAUAAUGUGAUUGGCAACAAAGAAAAUUAGGUUCCAUUAAAUACGAACGAAUAGUUGAGAUGGAAAUAGGAUAUGGGGUAGUCGAAGUUGGUAGUUCAAUAAUAUAAUUAAUAAAAACCUUCAAUUAACGAGGAACCGAUAAGGAGAGUAAUAGUUUAAUCAUAAGCUUUAAGAGAUAACUUUGUGUGA